AGAAAACACAGAGUGAUACUGCAACAAAUGAAAAAGAAAUGGAUAAAAUGAGAAAUGAAAUACAACAGCUCCGUUUUUCCAAUCAGAAAUUACAGCGACAUCUUCAAAGAAAAGAGGGAGAAAUAGAUCAACUAAAGAAGCUGCAUGUGAAAGAUGAAAGUUUGAGUUUUGAGCUCAGAGAGUGACUCAGCAGAGCAAUCUAAGACUGAUAGUGAUCCAAGUUCCCAAGGGUCCACUGAAGCAGAAAUUCAAAGAUUAAGAGAAGAAGUUGAAGAACUUACCAAGAUAAAUCAACUGAUCAGAGAUGAAAAGGAGGAGUUGGAAAACAUGUUGAAAAAAGACAAAGCUGACAUGAAUAGAGAGCUUAUUCAGAAAAAUGAAGCCUAUGAAGCAUUAGUAGAAAAUGUUAAGAUUUUAAGUACCUGUCUGCAAGAAGAAAAAGCUAGGUUUAGGAAUGCUGAUGAAAGACUUAGAAUAAAAGCAGAUGAUACAAGGAAGAUGUCAGCUCAGCUUGGCUCACUUAGACAACAGUAUGAAGAACUUCGCCAAGAAAAGAAUGCUCUAGAGAAAACCCGCUCGCUGGAAGAUUUCCCAAGUUUAAGAUUUACAUCACAAAGAACAGUGUCUUCUGAAAGGAACAGAUCAGGUGGCAGUAAUCGGUCGAGAGAGAAUGCACGAUACGGCUCCAGUCACUCAAACACCUCUCCGUAUAACUCAAGAAACUGUGGUUUAAACAUACACCCAGAAAACAGACCACAUAAAAAAUUUCAAAAUAAUUUGUCACUAGGAGAUCAAGAUGAACAAAAGCUGUCAAAUAUUCCAGGCUGGGAAUGUCCUCGUUGUUGGCAAACUUUCCAAAUGGAAAAUGUUUACCUAAUGCAUUUACAAUCAUGCAUUGAUUGAGAAUUUUUUCCUGUUAUAAUAAAACAUUUACAUAAUCAUGUUUUACCUGACAUACAGUAUUGGAUAUAAUUUGUCUUGAGAAAUCUUUUGUUUUCUAAUUAAUAGCAAACAGAAAAAAGCAUUUUUGAGGGAAUUAACUUUCUCCAAUUAUCAAAGAUAUGACAAUUAACAUUUAGCCAACUGAAACUGAAAGUGAUAAGCCUUUGCCAGGUCAGCAUGUAUGAAGUUUGAUGAGGCUAUAUACUGUUAGUAGCUCAGUUUUUGUGCAUGCUGAAAUUCAUUCAAUGGACUGUUCCACAUUUAAGACUAGACAGAUCCAUUACAAAAAUACAGCAGAUUAACAAG
Molecule: messenger RNA, 1248 nt
Organism: Ruditapes philippinarum (Manila clam)
Lineage: Eukaryota; Metazoa; Mollusca; Bivalvia; Venerida; Veneridae
Exons: 6
Coding region: 328-903 (191 amino acids)
Source: RefSeq, a predicted model, not a curated record